CUUUGUGUCCAUAGUUUCAGCGCCACUCUUUCUCUCUGUAUUCACAGCAGAGAGUCCACAGGUCUUCAGUGACUACUGAAACACACAGAUUGCUGGUAAUGGAGAAAGGCCACAAUCCCCCUCCGUAUCCUGGUCCUCAGAUGGACCAACCCAACAUGUCCUACCCCGGACAACCAAUUUCAUACCAACCUCAACCAGGUCCGGGGUACCCCCCUUUAAACACGCAGGGGGUCAUUAUGACUUCGGCCACUGGAGCCCCAGCAGGCCAACCUAUGCAACCCAUAGUAACACAGGUGGUGGUUAUGCCCCUCCAUUUGACUGAUGUCCCGGGGCAGAUGAAAUGCCCUCACUGUCAGCAACAGGUUGUCACGGAGACAAGAUACGUCAAUGGUCUGCUCACUUGGGCCAUCUGUGGAGGUCUUGGCAUAUUACUGAUCUGGCCGUGUUGUUUGAUUCCGUUCUGUGUGGAUGCCUGUAAGGAUGUAGAACAUCGUUGUCCAAACUGCAAAUGUAUCAUCUACCUGUACAAACGAAUGUAACUUGUGCUGAAGUGAAGAACAUCUGGACAAAUCUUCAGAAAAAAAAAUAUUCUGGAGAAUUUAAGAGAGUUCUCUUUAACACAAACCAAAAUCGCCCUAGUGCCUUAAUAAUUCAGCCUUUACUGGACAUAAGUGGAUAUACUGUAUAUUUAUACUGUUUUAUAUGUAACCCGUGACACUGUGAGAGCACCAUGGCUCUGGGGGAAGAUUUAUCUUUUAAUGUACUGAUCAUGCACAUGUUAAUGUAAUUAAAGGAAUAUUCAUGGUUAAAUACAAGUUAAGUUCAAUCAACAGCAUUUGAGGUAUAAUUUUGAUUACCAGACAAUUUAAUAUAGACGUGUCCCACUUUUCUUUAACUAAAGCAAAACUCCUACCACACCUGGAGUCGCCAGUUCAAAUCCAGGGCGUGCUGAGUGACUCCAGCCAGGUCUCCUAAGCAACCAAAUUGUCCCGGUUGCUAGGGAGGGUAGAGUCACAUGGGGUAACCUCCUCGUGGUGGUGAUUAGUGGUUCUCGCUCUCAAUGGGGCAUGUGGUGAGUUGUGUGUGGAUCGUGGAGAGUAGCAUGAGCCUCCACAUGCUGUGAGUCUCCGCGGUGUCAUGCACAAUGAGUCACGUGAUAAGAUGUGCGGAUUGACGGUCUCAGAAGCGGACGCAACUGAGACUUGUGCUCCACCACCCGGACUGAGGCGAGUAACCGCGCCACCACGAGGACCUCCUAAGUAGUGGGAAUUGGGCAUUCCAAAUCGGGAGAAAAGGGGGAUAAAAUAAAAAUAAUAAAACAACUAAAACAAAAAUCAAGGGUACGGUGAGGCACUAACAAUGGAAGUGAAUGGGGACAAUUUCUUCCAUUUUUGUAUGGCAGAAACGUGAAGCUUGUAAUUUUAUAAAAGUUCUGUGUAUUAUGUGAGCUGUAAAGUUGCUAAAAUCAUUAUUUUUUGCUGGAUUACAUGAUUAAGAUGUUACGUCACCAUGGCAACGAAGUUGUAUAAUUUGAUAUAACAUGACACAGAAAAGGUGAGCAUCGAUUUGAUCACACAACAAUGUUAACAAGCAUAUUGUUCAUGGCUAUACUUUUGAAACUGAGUAUUUUAACAUGAACUGAUUGGCCCCAUUCACUUACAUUAUAAAUGCCUCACUGUAAUUCAGAUAUUUACUUAAUUUUUUUAAUACAUUUUUGUGGUAAUCAACAAUGUACCACAAAUUAUGUUGAUUAAGUGGCCUUAUAUUGAACUCGGAAUAUUAAAUUGUAAUUUACUACUUGUUGCCAUUUUUGCACAACACAAUAUAUUGUAGCAAACCAAAAUGCUUCUGUUAUUGUGCGCAUGUAUUUCUUCUGUUUAAUCGGGAAUCACUCUAGUCUAUCAAGGGGGUGGGGAAUGGAAAAGUAGCGGUUGCUGUUGUGUACACAUCAUUCCUGAGAAUUGUACGGUGUGGACAUCGGCCUUACCAUUGCCCAAAUAAUAAACUUUUCAAAUGUU
Xyrauchen texanus (razorback sucker) is the source of this 2018-nucleotide messenger RNA. Its product is annotated as Lipopolysaccharide-induced tumor necrosis factor-alpha factor homolog-like. Gene Ontology annotation, molecular function: zinc ion binding. NCBI's taxonomy places the organism in Eukaryota, Metazoa, Chordata, Actinopteri, Cypriniformes, Catostomidae. The record is from RefSeq and is a predicted model, not a curated record. The coding region runs from base 99 to 539 and encodes 146 amino acids. The transcript has 5 exons.